GCCAUUCCAAAUCUUGUCAGUCAUGACCAGUCGGGAUAAAUCAAGGGAAAUAUACCUGGUUAUCCAUUGCCAAUUUUAAUUUUGGGUAUCUUACGGGCAGGGAUAUCUCAGUCGUUAUCAGAUUGGUCGAUCCAUCCACAUCAAUCCCAGUGGUAUCAAUAGAUCGCAGUCUUGAAUCUAUAGAAGCGCCUAAAGUAAUGCAUCAUUGCUAUAUCUACCGACACUUCAAGGUACAGUCGUCAUCUGAGGUUAUAUUUAAGGUCAAUAUGACGUCCGUGGUGAACGUCAUGCUAACGUCCGAGGAUGUCGUCGUCACGGACAAUAUAAGAUUGCUUUUCAUUUUAAUUUCUCGGCAUGGCCACUAUCAUCGCAGGCGGGUUACACAAGGCUCAAGAGGUCGUGAAGAACAGCGCCUCCAAGAACAAGAAAAACGUCGAUCUCGAGCGUGACACGGUCAAUGUGCAGACGAAACAAUGCCAAACAGCGGACCAUGGCGUGAACAUCUCUAACCCAGAUAACUGGUUGAAAGGGGUUGCUCCGAACCGAACGGGUGCGUCAUUGCUGGAAGAUCAGAUUGCAAGGGAAAAGAUACAUCGAUUCGACCAUGAACGCAUCCCCGAGCGGGUCGUCCAUGCCCGAGGCACUGGGGCAUUUGGCAACUUCACGCUCUAUGAAAGCAUAGAGGAGUUAACUCACGCAGGCGUGUUGACCGACACAUCGCGGAAUACACCUGUAUUUGUACGCUUCUCUACUGUUCAAGGAAGUCGAGGCAGUGCCGACACAGUUCGAGAUGUCAGAGGGUUUGCUGUCAAGUUCUAUACCGAUGAAGGAAUAUGGGACCUGGUCGGGAACAACAUUCCCGUCUUUUUUGUUCAGGAGGCAAUCAAGUUCCCGGAUUUCGUCCACGCCGUCAAACCGGAACCUCACAACGAAGUUCCCCAGGGCCAAUCAGCCCAUAACAACUUCUGGGAUUUUGUCUACCUGCACCCGGAAGCCACCCAUAUGGUGAUGUGGGUGAUGUCUGACCGUGCCAUUCCACGCUCAUUUCGUAUGAUGCAGGGCUUCGGGGUCAACACGUUUGUCCUAGUGAACAAGGACGGGAAACGGCAUUUUGUCAAGUUCCAUUGGAUCCCGAAGUUGGGCGUGCACUCGCUCGUAUGGGAUGAGGCGCUCAAGUUGGCUGGCCAAGAUCCGGAUUUCCACCGCAAGGACCUCAUGGAAGCGAUCGACAAUAAGGUGUACCCGAAAUGGGACUUGGGGAUCCAAGUCAUCCCAGAGGAAAAGCAGGAUGACUUCGAGUUCGACAUCCUCGACGCAACCAAAGUGUGGCCGGAAGAUCUGGUACCUCUUCGGAUUAUCGGCCAGUUGGAGCUGAAUCGUAAUAUCGACGAGUUCUUCCCCCAGACGGAGCAGGUGGCCUUUUGCACAAGCCAUGUUGUCCCCGGGAUUGAUUUCUCUGAUGACCCGUUACUGCAGGGGAGGAACUUUUCCUAUUUCGACACGCAAAUCAGCCGGCUAGGGAUCAAUUGGGAGGAGCUCCCCAUCAACCGUCCCGUCUGCCCGAUGAUGAACCACAACCGUGAUGGGGCGAUGCGCCAUCGGAUCACACAGGGGACGGUGAAUUACUGGCCAAACCGCUUCGAGGCGCUUCCACCUGCCACGCCCGACGAAGGGCCAUUCACUACAUACCCGCAGACUACCGGGGACGCCGGGCUCGUGAAGAAGCGCUCGCUGAGCGACAAGUUCCGCGAGCACCACAGCCAGGCGCAGCUUUUCUUCAACUCCAUGUCCGCACACGAAAGAAACCACAUGGUCAAGGCGCUUGGCUUUGAGCUCGACCACUGCGACGACCCAACCGUCUACGAACGGCUGGCGGGCCACCGCCUGGUCGAGAUCGACCUGGGCCUCGCGCAGAAAGUCGCCGAGAUCGUCGGCGCGCCCAUCCCCAGCAAGGCCCUCCGGCCAAAUCACGGCCGGCGCGCACCCCGCCUCUCGCAGGAAGAGUUCAUGCCAACCACCCCGACCAUCGAGGGCAGACGCAUCGCCAUCCUCAUCGGCGACGGGUUCGACUCAGCGGCCUUCUACGGGAUGAAGGCCGCGAUUAAAGCCGCCGGCGCGCUGCCAGUGGUCGUCGGGACGAAACGGUCCCCGAUCUUCGCCGAGGGGGGCGCGUCCCCGUCCUCUUCUCCCAUAUCCAAGAAGGGCGUCGUCCCGGACCACCAGUACAACGGGGUCCGCUCGACCCUGUUCGACGCCACCUUCAUCCCCGGCGGUCCUCACAUCCAGACUCUAAUUAAGAACGGUCAGUUCCGGUACUGGAUCGCCGAGACGUUUGGACAUCUGAAAACCCUGGGCGGGACCGGCGAGGCCGCCGACCUGCUGAAACAUGUGCUAGGCUCCGAAGUCGACGUCAAGGUCGCCGCGCCGACAGACACAGCCCCCGUCGAAUGGUAUGGCGUCGUCACCGCCGGUGGUCGGCAGAGGGCAGAGAGUUUCGGCCAAGGGUUCGAGAUUCUCCGGGGGGCGCGCGAUUUCGUCAGCCUGUUCUUCUCGCAGAUUGCGCAGCAUCGUAGCUGGAAGAGGGAGUUGGACGGUCUGGCGGCAAGCGUUACUUUCUAG
Penicilliopsis zonata CBS 506.65 is the source of this 2619-nucleotide messenger RNA. RefSeq lists its product as hypothetical. Gene Ontology annotation, cellular component: cytosol. Lineage: Eukaryota; Fungi; Ascomycota; Eurotiomycetes; Eurotiales; Aspergillaceae. The record is from RefSeq and is a predicted model, not a curated record. Gene Ontology annotation, molecular function: catalase activity; heme binding. Bases 355 to 2619 code for a protein of 754 amino acids. Gene Ontology annotation, biological process: response to oxidative stress; hydrogen peroxide catabolic process. The transcript has 4 exons.